AAUAAAUAUAAUACACAGUUUUUCAGAUACUAGUUAGAGAGGUUUUAUUUUUUAUUUACCUCAAUGCCUUUUUCAUUUUUAACCCCAGAAAAUUUCUGCUGCCUGUGCACCCAUGAAAAGGGCCUUGGCUUCAAGGGAAGUGGCUUCCACUGCAUCAUCCCCCAGUUCAUGUGCCACGGCAGCGAUUUCAUGAACCACAAUGGCACCGGGGGCAAGUCCAUCUGUGGGAAGAAGUUUGAUAAUAAAAAUUUUAUCCUCAAACACAUGGGACCAGGCCUUCUCUCCGUGGCCAACUCUGGUCCAGACACCAAUGGCUCCCAGUUCUUCCUGAUGUGUGACAAGACAGACUGGCUGGAUGGCGAGCUCGUGGUGUUUGGGGAGGUCACCGAAGGCUUGGAUGUCUCACGGCAGAUUGAAGCCUAGGGCAGCAAGAAUGGGAAGCCAAAGCAGAAAGUGAUCCCAACUGUGGAGAAUGUGUGUGAUCCAGCACUUUCUCUGCUCUGCCCUCUCCCUGCUCCUGCCCCCUGUCCAGGGGAACCAGCAGGGAGCCCUUCCUUGGUGACAGCUUUGAGUAGCUCCUCCCGCGGGCACUGCCAGGACUUCCCCUGGGCUCCUCCCAGUGUGUGGCUGUGGGCAUGGGGAGGCAGCGCAGGAGCCCACCCACCCUACUGUGGACGUCUGGUGCAACCAGAUGAACAAGCCAUUCCCCCUGAGCAAGGGAAAGGGAAAUGA
Molecule: messenger RNA, 732 nt
Organism: Loxodonta africana (African savanna elephant)
Lineage: Eukaryota; Metazoa; Chordata; Mammalia; Proboscidea; Elephantidae
Product: peptidyl-prolyl cis-trans isomerase E
Exons: 4
Biological process (GO): protein peptidyl-prolyl isomerization
Cellular component (GO): intracellular membrane-bounded organelle
Molecular function (GO): peptidyl-prolyl cis-trans isomerase activity
Source: RefSeq, a predicted model, not a curated record